AUGUGUUUCAACACCUUUAUUCAGCACAUUAAAGCUGAUAAAUACCGCCAAUUUGGUUUCAUGACCAAAGUUUUAAAUCCAAUCCAUUGGUUCCAGUUUGCUGACGAUGCAGCCGUUAUUAGCGGUCAAGAGAGCAAAAAUCAGCACCUUUUAAAUCGCUUCUCAAUCUGGGGUCAAUGGUCAAACAUGAUUACUCGAGUCGACAAAUGUAGUACAUUUGGCAUUAAGAAAAGUCUGACAAAAUCAAUCCAAUACCUACCGAGACUCCUCAUUGACAAUAAAUUAAUACCGGCCACCAAAAUAGGAGAGUCUUUCCGAUACUUAGGGAAAUAUUUUGAUUUCAAUAUGUCUGACAAAGAUCACAAACAAGAACUAAUCACCCUCCUUGAAGAUAUCAUGUCAGAAAUUGACCUCAAACCGCUACACCCAAAGAACAAAAUUUUACUCUAUAGUCGUUAUCUCCUAUCGAAAUUCUCCUGGCAUUUUACUGUCGCUACCUUAUCAAAAACGUGGGUUUCUGAAAACAUGGACUCAGUAGUUAAUAAAUUCGUACGGAAAUGGCUUGAAAUACCCGUAUCUGGAACUUUAAGUAAUGUCUUUCUAACAAGUAAUAAAUUUGGACUAAAUAUAUACCCUCCAUCCGUCAAGUUCACUCAGUGCCAAACAGUCUCUCGGAAAGCCUUAAAAACCUCUCCAAAUGAUUGUAUAAGAAAUUUAUGGAAAUCAACUUGCGACAAUACUAACAUACAGUACGACGUCUACACCUCAACAAAGGAAGUUCUUAAAAGUUUCAAAUCUGCACAAGAGGACAAGCUUCAAAAUCAUCUGCUUCUCCAAGGCUCCUUUUUCUCUAACACCACCAAGUUCUCGUUGUCUACACUAAACAACCUAUGGUCCAAAUCUCAAUCCAGCUUGCCAAAAAGCAUCUAUAACUUCACCAUCCGUUACAUCAACAACACUCUUCCCACACGCAAGAACCUCACAAAAUGGGGAAUAAUGUCAAACUCGGAUUGUUCCCUCUGCCUGAACCCUGAAACUCUUCUGCACGUAGUCGCGGGAUGCCAGUCAUACCUUCCACGAUUUACUUGGAGACAUGACUCCAUUCUCAAUUUUGUCGCAAAAAUAUUCCAACCUGAACACAACUCCACGCUGUUUGUUGUUCUUCCUGGAUACAAGAGCCCAUCAAUAAUAACCGGUGACACUUAUCGCCCAGAUCUGCUUCUUUCGAUUUCAAAUAAUUGUCUGUACAUACUCGUACUCUCUGUCGGAUAUGAAUCCAAUCUCCAAAACAACGUCGAUCGCAAAAGGGAAAGAUACAAGGAUCUAUUUACGCAGCAGAAAGACCAUUUCAAAACUGUCAAAUUUAUUAAUUUGUCUAUUAGUGCCAUAGGUGUUUUCUCAAAAGAAUGUAGCACGUUUAUGAAAAUGUUGAACGAAGUUGGUCUUGAUAAAAAACAUCAGAACUUUUGUGUUAAGAAAAUAAUGUCCAUCGCCAUCAGAACAACGUACUAUAUAUUUUGUUGUAGAAACAAGGAUUGGACCGAUCCGGACUUGAUGAAUAUUUAA
Paramuricea clavata is the source of this 1566-nucleotide messenger RNA. NCBI's taxonomy places the organism in Eukaryota, Metazoa, Cnidaria, Anthozoa, Malacalcyonacea, Plexauridae. The record is from the annotation of a GenBank genome assembly.